Triticum urartu is the source of this 414-nucleotide messenger RNA. Lineage: Eukaryota; Viridiplantae; Streptophyta; Magnoliopsida; Poales; Poaceae. The record is from the annotation of a RefSeq genome assembly.
AUGAAAUUAAAUCUUUAUGUACUGACUCCUAAGCGAAUUAUUUGGGAUUGUGAAGUGAAAGAAAUCAUUUUAUCCACUAAUAGUGGCCAAAUUGGCGUAUUACCAAACCACGCCCCCAUUAACACAGCAGUAGAUAUGGGUCCUUUGAGAAUACGCCUCCUCAACGACCAAUGGUUAACAGCGAUUCUGUGGAGCGGUUUUGCGAGAAUAGUUAAUAAUGAGAUCAUCAUUUUAGGAAAUGAUGCGGAACUGGGUAGUGAUAUUGAUCCGGAAGAAGCUCAAAAGGCACUUGAAAUAGCCGAAGCUAACUUGAGUAAAGCUGAGGGUACGAAAGAUUUGGUUGAAGCGAAGCUCGCUCUCAGACGAGCUAGGAUACGAAUCGAGGCUGUCAAUUGGAUUCCCCCAUCCAAUUGA